CGGAAGCCCGGGUUAGCCCCGCCCCCUCCCCUCGAGCCGGGGCUCGGUCGCCUGGGCGCUGCAGCCAUGACGGCGCGCGGGACUCCGAGCCGCUUCCUGACCAGCGUGCUCCACAACGGGCUGGGCCGCUACGUGCAGCAGCUGCAGCGCCUGAGCUUCAGCCUCAGCCGCGACGCGCCCUCGUCCCGCGGCGCCAGGGAGUUCGUGGAACAGGAGGUGGCCGACUUCGCCCGACAGAACCCGGGGGUCGUCAUAUACGUGAACGCGCGGCCGUGUCAUGUGCCCAGAGUCGUGGCCGAAUACCUGAACGGGGCGGUGCGCGAGGAGAGCCUCAACAGCAAGUCGGUCGAGGAGAUCACGACGCUGGUGAAGAAGCUCGCGACCCAGUCGGGCUUGGACAUCAUCCGCAUCCGCAAGCCCUUCCACACGGACAGCCCCAGCGUCCAGGGCCAGUGGCACCCCUUCACCAACAAGCCGACGGCGCGGGGCGGGCUGCGCCCCCGAGAGGCCCAGGGUCCUGCCCCCGCCCAGGGGCAAGCCCAGUGAAGAGUUGCCCCGACUCCAGCCCCAGGGAAGGCGGUUCCUCCUCUUUUGGUUCCGGGGGUUACAAGCCCAGACGGACAGAUGGAGCCUGAGAAAGAGAAAGUUGAUGCCAAAACUUUCGCUCGGGACAGAGAAGAGCUGCCUGUUGCUUUUGGUGCCCACUGCGAGGGGCAGUGACCUUGUGUCUCAAUUAGCCAGUUGGCAUUGCUGAAACCUGAGAGUCUUCUGGGCUCUUCCUGGGUCCUCCUCUUUGAAAUCCAAAUUGAUGACAGUGGUCUCUCACAGCGAGGGACUCCCAGGCCGGCUUCUGAAGCGUCUCUGAGGUUCUGUUUCUGCAGCCCCUGAGCUAGAGAGCGCCAGCACCUUCUCUGCUGUGAACCUGGCACCGGGCGAGGCUGUAUGAAUGCGUGUACAUGACAAAACUGAGAUGAAUAAACUUGCGCACGGUCACA
This is a messenger RNA of Myotis lucifugus (little brown bat), 995 nucleotides long. It is a transcript of the gene MRPL43, whose product is annotated as mitochondrial ribosomal protein L43. The coding region runs from base 67 to 546 and encodes 159 amino acids. Gene Ontology annotation, biological process: mitochondrial translation. Lineage: Eukaryota; Metazoa; Chordata; Mammalia; Chiroptera; Vespertilionidae. The record is from RefSeq and is a predicted model, not a curated record. Gene Ontology annotation, molecular function: structural constituent of ribosome. The transcript has 3 exons. Gene Ontology annotation, cellular component: mitochondrial large ribosomal subunit.